UGUGUGUGUGUGUGUGUGUGUGUGUGUGUGUGUGUGAUAUUUAUUUAACUUUAUUUUAUGUGCAUUGUUGAGUUGGGAGCUGCCAUGUGGGUGCUGGGAAUUGAACCUGGGUCCUUUAGAAGAGCAGACAGUGCUCUCAACCACUAAGCCAUCUCUCCAGCCACUGAUUGGUAAAAUUUUAACAAACUCCUUGUAUAUGGGCAUGUAGAAAUGACCCCUUGUAUAUGAACAUAGAGAAAAGGCAUACAAAUCAAAUAUUUAAUAGUAAUAAAUCAAAAUGGAACUUAUUUAGUACACAUAUAAGUUUUUACAAUUUAUUAAAAUGAAAGCAAAUUUACAAAAUAUCGGCACGUAUGUGCUUCCUUAUUUUUAUGUAAAAAUCACGUCUCGGGGGCUGGAGAGAUGGCUCGGGGGGUAAGAGCACUGACUGUUCUUCCAAAGAUCCUGAGUUCAAAUCCCAGCAACCACAUGGUGGCUCACAACCAUCCAUAAUGAGAUCCGACACCCUCUUCUGGUGUGUCUGAAGACAGCUACAGUGUACUUAUGUAUAAUAAAUAAAUAAAUAAAUAAAUAAAUCUUUAAAAAAAAAGAAUCACGUCUCAGCAGAGUAUUUGACACUGCAGAACACCUUCAACACUUUCUCAGAGUUGAUCUGUGUUUUGAUUUUAUAAUCACCAAUGCUAAUAAUGUUUUGCCUUAGUAUGUUGUAUAAAAAUAGCAGAAAUUUCUUUAGAGCCAUUUUAAAAUGGCUCUCUGAAACCCAAACAAAAACUCACUGAAUAUUUUUUUGUUUUUAUUUGGUUUUUGUGUUUUAUAAACUCAAGUCAUCAACUUGAAAAGCAACUUUAAAAAUCAGGCAUUUAGGCACAGUAUAAUCCAAAAAAAGAUAUUAAUUUGGUACUACAGGGGAACAGUGGUAGAAAAAUAUUCCAAGUCUUUGUUUUCUAAAAUUGAACCAUUGGGUUUAUCGUGUUUCCAAAGAGCAGAGCUUUGUUCAGUCAAACAGCUUAAACCAUAAGACACAGUCAACUCUGAGCUGGUGUUGUAGGCUGUGUUUGUUGGUGUUGCCUGUGGCAAUGGCUGGUGUACUGUAAACUGCACACCCCCCCCCCCUAUGUUUCAGAAGCAAGGCUGCAGUGCAGUCGCAUGAUGCAACACUAGAAAGCUCUGGCAGAAACACCAUGGAUUCAGUACGAAUUUCAUUAGAAUUAUGUUUACCCAUGGGACAUUCAGAAAUCUUUUACCAUUGGAAAUUUUUUGUGAAUGCCCCACACUCUGUUUUGUGGCCUCAUGUGACUUUGUGAACCCCAGUUUAUGAAUGCAAGCUGAGGAUAUUAUUUUCUGAUCUUUGGCCACCUGAGAAUCUCUUCUUCAGUCUGAUUAAUGGGGGAUUCAGAUGUAUAGUUAAAGAAUAAUUCACAUGCCCUGUUACUGCUUUGAUGGAAUUGAUGAUCAAAUACUGGCGGAUGCCCAAAGAAGAUGAUUUCAUAACCUUUGUUUAAUUUUAUCUUUCCUUUCUCAAGGGCAGUUGGUAAGCAAAGACUUUUUAUGUUGAUUAAAGUCUAUUAAUAAAUGAAAAUGUAAUUUCCUUUAUUCUACCCCAUGGCUCAAUUAGGUGAAGCUGGCUUGUCCUCAACAUGCACAUGGGCAAUGCCUUCAUUUACUAAGUGCAGUAAUUAAGGGAGAACACUCCAUGCUGAACUUUUGAGGUAGAUAAACCACAUUGAUUCCUUUAUUUGGGUCAAUGUUCUUUCUACAGCCUUUGAGGCACUGACCUCAUCAAAGCAGUAAAUCUUUUGGUGACCCACUUUGUAGCACUAUGGGUACCACGUUGCUUCUCUGGAACCAUGUUGCUUCUCUGGAGUCUGUCUACCAUAUUACUUAUUUAGUAGCCAAACCCAGUGAUUCUAUCACCAAAUACAAUCAAGGGUGUUGAGGGAAUCAUGAUGGUGCUCUCUGCUGAGUGAUCUGGUACAUUGGAAAGCAGCCUAGUUAGUGUACCUCUUGUUUUUUAUUCAUAUAACAAUACAUGUUGAACAAUGGGGUGGACUAGGCUAGACAUGCAGCUCAGGUGGUAGAGGUCUUGCCUAGUGUGCAUGAAGGCCUGGUUUUAAUCUUUAGCACUGUGUGACUCAAGUAUGGUGGUGCUCACCUAUAGUCCUAGAAGGCAGGAAGGAGGGUCCGAAGUUCAAGGACACCUAUGGUUGCAUAGCAAGUUCAAGACCAACCUGGGAUAAGACCCUGUCAUGAAUAGGAUUAGGAUAUAUUUUCCUAAGAUAUCUAUACUCAUUAAUAACUCAACCAUUACUUUUUAACUACUUGAUAUAGUGACUGGGCUAUGACUCUGGGCAUUCAUUGAUGAAAUAUAACUAGAUAGAUUGUAUGUUUUAGACUAGUUUGGAACCUCUGUGAAUCAGGUGGGCUACUCUUAAUAAUUACUUUGGGGCAUCAGCUGCAGACAGAUUUUGCUCCAGGGAAAGAGGGAAGAACAGACAGUUCUGUUUAAAAUGGACAAUGUUUUUGUUCUGUGAAUUUCUCGGUCCAUGAUGGAGUCAGAGAUAUGAACUCAGUAAUGGAUAUUAGCUAUCAAUAUUAGCAUUAAAUCUGUCAUGGGUUAUAUAAGAGGAUUUGAUCUGGUUAUGGUCUAACAAAGGUUUUCCUAAGAAUCAAGAGGUCUUAUUGUGAAAAAGAUUAGGGAAAGAGUAUUUCAAAAGAAAAAGCAAGUACAAAGAGUAAGUUUUUGGAUAGUAGGGGAAAUGGUGUGUUUAAAGAUCAGCAAGACCAGUGUAACUCAAGCAGGGGGUCCUGGUGGAGCAUGUUGUGGGAGGAGACUAGGAAGCUAGCAAGAGUCCACACUAUGCAGGAAUUUAACAAUCCAGGUGGGGAAUCUAGAGUUUCCCCCUACCUGCAUUGGAGAGUCCUUCCAGAAGUUAUGGAGUAACAGGGAUUAGGAGGAUGUGACUCACAUGGCUGCUAUGUGACAAGUUCACUUGGGCUACAGUACAGAGAAGAGCUGAGCAGACAUGUGAAGGGAAGCAGGGACUGUGACAAACAUCUGGGGAGAGUGGCAGUUCUGCAGAGCAUUCUGGGGCCUCCAAGCCUCCGUUAAGCUCCUCCACUAUGACAUCACGCAUCUUGCUACGCCAGCAACUCAUGCGUGAGCAGAUGCAGGAGCAGGAGCGCAGGGAGCAGCAGCAGAAGCUGCAGGCAGCCCAGUUCAUGCAACAGAGAGUGGCCGUGAGUCAGACACCAGCCAUAAACGUCAGCGUGCCCACCACCCUUCCCUCUGCCACCCAGGUGCCGAUGGAAGUCCUUAAGGUGCAGACCCACCUGGAAAACCCCACCAAGUACCACAUACAGCAAGCUCAGAGGCACCAGGUAAAGCAGUACCUUUCUACCACUUUAGCAAAUAAACAUGCCAGCCAAGUCCUGAGCUCACCAUGUCCAAACCAGCCUGGCGACCAUGCCAUGCCACCAGUGCCGGGGAGCAGCGCACCCAACAGCCCUAUGGCUAUGCUCACUCUUAACUCCAACUGUGAAAAAGAGGCAUUUUAUAAGUUUGAGGAGCAGAGCAGGGCAGAGAGUGAGUGCCCAGGUAUGAACACGCACUCUCGAGCGUCGUGCAUGCAGAUGGAUGAUGUAAUUGAUGACAUCAUCAGCCUGGAAUCAAGUUAUAAUGAAGAAAUUUUGGGCUUGAUGGAUCCGGCCUUGCAAAUGGCAAAUACGUUACCCGUCUCUGGAAACUUGAUCGACCUCUACAGCAACCAGGGCCUGCCACCGCCAGGCCUUACCAUCAGCAACUCCUGUCCAGCCAACCUUCCCAACAUAAAAAGGGAGCUCACAGCGUGUAUUUUCCCCACAGAGUCUGAAGCAAGAGCAUUGGCUAAAGAGAGGCAGAAAAAGGACAAUCACAACUUGAUUGAACGAAGAAGAAGAUUUAACAUAAACGACCGCAUUAAGGAGCUAGGUACUCUGAUCCCCAAGUCAAAUGAUCCAGACAUGCGGUGGAACAAGGGAACCAUUCUCAAGGCCUCUGUGGACUACAUCCGGAAGUUGCAACGGGAACAGCAACGAGCUAAGGACCUUGAAAACCGACAGAAGAAGCUGGAGCAUGCGAACCGGCACCUGCUGCUCAGAGUACAGGAGCUGGAGAUGCAGGCUAGAGCGCAUGGACUUUCCCUUAUCCCAUCCACCGGUCUCUGCUCGCCUGAUCUGGUGAAUCGGAUCAUCAAGCAAGAACCAGUUCUUGAGAACUGCAGCCAGGAACUUGUACAGCACCAGGCAGACCUGACAUGUACGACAACUCUGGAUCUCACGGACGGUACCAUCACCUUUACCAACAACCUCGGCACCAUGCCGGAGAGCAGCCCGGCCUACAGCAUCCCCAGGAAGAUGGGCUCCAACUUGGAAGACAUCCUGAUGGACGAUGCCCUCUCACCUGUUGGAGUCACCGACCCACUGCUGUCAUCAGUGUCGCCAGGAGCUUCAAAAACAAGCAGCCGGAGGAGCAGUAUGAGCGCAGAAGAAACGGAGCAUGCGUGUUAGCGAGCCUGCCUUGCUCUGCCUCUGCACGGACCGCUCCCUCUCUUCUUCAGGAGACUUUAUAAUUUACCUGAAGAGGUUUUCUUGAUAAUUUUCCUUUAAUAUGAAAUUUUCGUGCUUUAUCAGUAGCCCAGGAUAUAUUUUAUUUUUAGAAUUUUGUGAGCCAGACUUGUAUAUUCUAUUUUACAACUACAAAGGCCUCCUAAGUAUUGUACCUUCAGCGUGCAGUAUCUGUGAACUGAUUUCUCCAAGUGUGAGCUUUCUGAGCAAGGGGAUUUUUUUGCUUCAGAGAAGUAAGUGUCUGUCCGUUUUCAUUCAGGGGAAAACUUGGUGUGAGCUUUGUCUGUCUGUGACCUCCUUUGAAAUUAACAUGUAAAGUUUAAUUACACGAAUGUAAAGCAACCAAAAGAAGAAAACAAAGAAGAUGAUGAUUAUGAUAGAAGAAGGAGAAGAGGAGGAAGAGGAAGAGGAGGAGGAAGAGGAGGAAGAAAGAUGGUGGGAAAGACAUCCAAGACUUUCUCGCUUUCUAAAUGCGGCAAUUUCCUGGUACUGCCUUAAAGACACAGUGCCCUCCCUUCCUUCCAGCGUUUCUAUGUCUUUGUACUGAAAACUGCGUAAAGAAGAAUAUAUUACAUACAGACAAAUCUAGCAGUCAUUUUCAUGAGGAUUGUCUGGCUAGAAAAUGUAACUUAUGCUAACCCAAACUGAAAGAAGUUAUUAGACCAAGGCAUGAAACAUAGGAUCUGACCUGCUGGCUUUUAUUGGGCACAGUUAUAGUUUUCCUCAUAAGUGUGAUUAAAUUUUUCAUAAGGUUUUUUUGAAAUGGAAAUGAAUGUCCUCUCUGAGGACACCGGAUGUUUGUUUCACUUUUUUUUCUUUUUUUUUUUUUCUUUUUCCAUUUUUGCUUUUGAUAAAGACAACUGAACUGGGCACAUUUCUAAUUGGCUUUACUAUUUUUAUUUUUAAAUUAUGUUUUAGCCAUUUUAAUUGUAUAGAUUCUUUAUUAUCAUCAUUUUUUUCAGUGUUUGUAUUAAUUUGUAAGAAUAUGCAUCUUAAAACAGUGAGUUUUCAAUACUUUUACAACUCAUUGGUGUUCUCUGCAUUCUUUGUACACCCAAGAAAGACUACUUUUAUGCAAGGUCUUGUGUUCAAAGAGAGCUUUGCAAAUAUUUUGUAUAUUCCACUAUCACUUGAAACUGUUUUUCAACACAUUUAAGGUGUAGUAUUAAUAGGUUAACAACCAGGCUUUCUAGAAAAAAAUACUUACAUAUGUAUUUCUAGGGUAUUAAAAUAACUAUAUUCUUGAAGAUUGAUAGCCAUAGCAUUUACCAUGCCCAUGAUGGUCAAUUCAAUUAGGAUUUAUUUCAACACACCGGCUAGAUUCUUUUUAAAAAGAGAAACACUGUAUUGGCAGAUUACUUGAUAACAACAUUUUGACCAAGUGGCAACAUUGUAAAGUUAGUGUCUGUGCAUUGCUUACUUGCAUAACCCUAUGCAAUAUCUGUAGAGUUACAUGUAUCAAGUCUAGAUGUUUUGUGCAGGUGAUACAUACUGGUACAAGCCAGGCUGCCUAAUGGAAUUUCUCAGUAGCAGCCUACGAUUGAAUCCUGUGUGGCAUAAAGCAUACCCUUUCAGAAUGAAGUGCCUUAAAAAUCUCAGCAGUCUCUUUUGGACCAGCACUGACUGAACUGUAACUAGGAGAAAGUUUCAAGAUGGAAUCUGGAGUGAAGAAGGAAGACGUAGCGUGGUGCCUCUGUAGACAUUCUAAGAGCUUCCAAUUUCCCUUCAGAUAUUUUUAAUAUGAAAUAUAUUUUACUGACAGUGCCAAAUUCUUUCAUCAGGAAACCUUUCUCAGGAGGGUUUUUUUUUUUUAAAGUGUUUAAAUGUCAAAUGUGAAUUGGUGAUGGGUGAUGGAGAGAUCCAAGAGCAGUGAUUGUCAGAUGUAUGAAUGGAUGGCCUUGGUGAGAUUCGUCAAGUGCGCGGUUCCCAUGCAUGUUGGGUAAUGCAAAUCUUUGGAAACACUGAUGAUGCUAUCCAGUCUUGUAGCUUUAUUACUUAAGGGGGUAGGGAAAAUAAGUUCCCAUUCUUUCAACUCCCUUAAGUGUGUGACUCUUUUCCUAGAAUAGAAAUGCAAAUGUGCAUGAAAAGAUAAUUGUACCAUAGUGUUCACCGAUACAAUCAUAGCAUUGUCUGUUUUUCUCUUCAUAUUUAUGUGGGGGGGGGGUGCGGGGAGGGCUGGAUGCAGAAGUUGAAGAUUGCAAUGCUAUGAUGCUAGGUUUUCUUAGCUGAUUCUGACAUUUUCUUUUUUUCCUUUUUUAAUAAUUGAACAAGGUUUCACAAAGUUGACUAUGGCCAAGGCAGAGCAACUUUCUAGGAAGCUUUGUUGAAAGAAAGUAUGGCAUAUUGCACCAUUACCUUGGCUUGUAGCCUCUGAGCUUGCCACCAUGGGCUUUCCAGGCACCUUCCUCCUAAGACACAGCUGCUGGGAGAGGCAGGCAAGCAAUUUAGAGGUGACAACAUAGGGAAUGGUUUUAUUUAUUUCUUUUGUGCCAGCCAGAAUGUGGAUUCUUUCAGGGACUGGUUAAGCCAAGACGCAGUGUUUUUGCUCACUGUUUUUAAGGAGAGAAUGAAUGAUCCUUGCCUCUCACUCCCCAACCCCUGGGUGCAGAAUUGUAUCUCAGGGUUGGACCUCCGUUUAGAGUGCUCAAAAUACCAAAAUUAUCCACCUGCCUCUGGGUAAGGUAACGGAAAUACCAAACCUUCUGACUUUGCCAAAAACUGUGCAAGCAAUCUGGUCAUACCCAGAGCAUGAUGCAGUUCAGUUUGGUUGUUUGUAAACAAUAAAGCAAUAAGAAUAAACAAAAUGCACAGGACAUUAAAAGAUAUAAACAAAGCACAAAGGAAUGUAACUUGUUAAUAUUUCUGAAAAAAAAUGCACUGGGGAGAAGUUGAUGUUGAUAAUAGUAUAAAAAUUACCCAACUUCUUGACAAAGACAACAAAUGACUGUCUCUUGCAGACACUUGCUACUGUAAUGUCAAUAACAGCCCCCCGCUGUUGGGUACAGCAAUACUUUCUGUAUGGUCCGCAGCACUGUAUAUUAUGAUUGAUAUUAAUGUAUCCAAUGAAAUAAUUGAACUGUUGUUCUUCAUAGCCUCAUUAAAGCAUUUGGUUUUUCACAUUGUGUUGA
Molecule: messenger RNA, 7730 nt
Organism: Mus musculus (house mouse)
Lineage: Eukaryota; Metazoa; Chordata; Mammalia; Rodentia; Muridae
Gene: Mitf
Product: melanogenesis associated transcription factor
Exons: 10
Coding region: 3121-4545 (474 amino acids)
Biological process (GO): protein-containing complex assembly; regulation of RNA biosynthetic process; regulation of DNA-templated transcription
Cellular component (GO): protein-containing complex; lysosomal membrane; nucleus
Molecular function (GO): DNA-binding transcription activator activity, RNA polymerase II-specific; RNA polymerase II cis-regulatory region sequence-specific DNA binding; E-box binding
Source: RefSeq, a predicted model, not a curated record